This is a messenger RNA of Geodia barretti, 351 nucleotides long. The record is from the annotation of a GenBank genome assembly. Lineage: Eukaryota; Metazoa; Porifera; Demospongiae; Tetractinellida; Geodiidae.
AUGCCCAUCUUAAACAGGGAUGACUACGAGAAGAUUGAACUUUCGCCUGGAGUUGACCGUUGGGCGUUGGUGGACGGAGAGAAGGGUUCGGAGUCAACGAGCGUGGGCGAUGUCGUCGUGGGCGUGGACGGCAUUGUGCCUACGCACAUUCAUCCGACCGAAGAGGCAAUGGUUAUUCUGGAAGGCGAAAUGGACGCCAUACUUGGCAAUGAAGUGAUAACCGUCCGUGAGGGUCAGACGGUGCUCGCGCCUCCGGGAGUGCGGCACGGUUUCGUGAAUCGCUCCGGUGCCCAAGCUCGUGUGCUUGCCAUUUUCCCGACCGCCAAUAUGGAACGUACUUUGGUGGACUGA